AUGGGCGCUGCAGCUCCGUCGACCACGCAGUGGACGGGAGCGGGUGGAGCUCCCUCGAUGAGUGCCCAGCAGUGGUCACCCUUCACGCCAGACCGAUGGCGGCGGCUUCCCCCGGCGCGUUCCCGGCGGCGGAACCCCAGGGCAUCCCCGCCAGCGCGCGGCGAUGGCGUCUUCUACCGCGGCUGCACCCCCUUCACCCCGAGCCCCAUGGCGUCCCCGCGCGGCUUCACCCUGAGCCCCGGGUCGUCCCCGCGCGCCGCCGCCUCCGGCUCCGGCUCCACGGCCUCCUCCUCGUCCGGCUCCCGCGGCUACGACGAUGAAGCGGCGGCCGCGGCGGCGACGGAGCACCGCCUGCGCAUGGCCCGCUUCGCGCUGCAGUACCAGGACGCGGUCAACCGCUACCACCUCUGCGUCUCCCAGCUCGCCCACGCCGCGCGCGAGGCCGACGCGCUCCGCCUCCAGAACGCCAGCCUCCGUGGCGCCAACAACGACCUCGCUGGCCGCGUCGUCAUGCUCGGCGGCAAUCGGGGCCCCGCCAUCGCCCUGGCUGGGCAGCUCCGACGCCUCCACCUCGGGCCGAUGCAGCCCAUGCCGGGGGCUCCGACAAUGCUGCCUAUGCCGUGUCCCGCAUCCCCGGGUCCUCCGAUGCUGCUGCCGAUGGCGCGACCCGGCUUCCCGGUUCCUCUGAUGCUGCCUAUUCCUCGUCCCGCCUCCCAUGGUCCUCCAAUGCUGCCCAUGGCGCGUCCCGCCUCCCCGCCUGCAACACGACUGACCUGGGGGCGCUAG
Molecule: messenger RNA, 786 nt
Organism: Lolium perenne
Lineage: Eukaryota; Viridiplantae; Streptophyta; Magnoliopsida; Poales; Poaceae
Source: RefSeq, a predicted model, not a curated record